GCAGGGGUCCAAAGGGAAUUUCAAGUGUUUGAAAGAAAAGGUCUUUUACUGACUGCGGGGAGCUGUCUACGGUGCUGAAGCUUCCCAGGCGUUCGUCUGCAACACCACACGGAGUUAGAUUGCACAUUUUCGUUCCUGGCUUUCUCAUCCCCCAUGCCUUGGAUAAGACUAAUUUCAGGAUCGUGAAAAUCUCUCCGUAUCAUGGCCCACGUGAGACACUUUCGGACAUUAGUUUCGGGAUUUUACUUUUGGGAAGCAACACUGUUACUCAGCUUGGUUGCAACAAAGGAAACAGACAGCGCACGGUCUCGAAGUGCUCCAAUGUCACCUUCUGACUUUCUGGAUAAAUUAAUGGGGAGGACAUCAGGAUAUGAUGCAAGAAUCAGACCUAACUUUAAAGGCCCUCCUGUUAAUGUCACAUGCAACAUAUUCAUAAACAGCUUUGGUUCUAUCGCUGAGACAACCAUGGAUUACAGAGUGAAUAUCUUUCUUCGUCAGAAAUGGAAUGAUCCCCGCCUUGCAUAUAGUGAAUAUCCUGAUGACUCUUUAGACCUAGACCCUUCUAUGCUAGACUCCAUUUGGAAACCUGACUUGUUCUUUGCCAAUGAAAAGGGUGCCAACUUUCAUGAAGUUACUACAGACAAUAAAUUAUUACGAAUUUUCAAGAAUGGAAAUGUUCUUUACUCAAUAAGGCUGACAUUAACGCUUUCUUGUCCAAUGGAUCUCAAGAAUUUUCCAAUGGAUGUACAAACAUGUAUAAUGCAACUGGAAAGUUUUGGGUACACAAUGAAUGAUCUCAUUUUUGAAUGGCAAGAUGAGGCACCUGUGCAAGUGGCUGAAGGACUCACUUUGCCCCAGUUUCUGCUGAAAGAAGAGAAAGAUUUACGAUACUGCACUAAACAUUACAACACAGGAAAAUUUACAUGUAUAGAAGUGCGAUUCCAUCUUGAACGACAAAUGGGAUACUACCUGAUCCAGAUGUACAUUCCCAGUCUCCUGAUCGUUAUCCUCUCCUGGGUUUCAUUCUGGAUCAAUAUGGAUGCUGCGCCAGCCAGGGUAGCCUUGGGAAUAACGACUGUGCUGACCAUGACCACCCAGAGCUCAGGAUCACGAGCUUCCUUACCAAAGGUUUCUUAUGUCAAAGCUAUUGACAUUUGGAUGGCAGUAUGCCUCCUUUUUGUGUUUUCAGCACUUCUGGAAUAUGCAGCUGUAAAUUUUGUAUCAAGACAACACAAAGAACUUCUAAGAUUUCGACGAAAGAGAAAGAAUAAGACAGAAGCUUUUGCAUUGGAGAAGUUUUACCGUUUCUCAGACACGGAUGAUGAGGUAAGGGAAAGUCGAUUCAGCUUCACAGCCUAUGGAAUGGGACCCUGUCUGCAAGCAAAAGAUGGUGUGACCCCAAAGGGCCCAAACCAUCCUGUCCCGGUAAUGCCGAAAAGCCCUGAUGAAAUGAGGAAGGUUUUUAUCGACAGAGCCAAGAAGAUUGACACCAUCUCUCGAGCCUGUUUCCCAUUAGCCUUUUUGAUUUUUAAUAUUUUCUACUGGGUCAUCUAUAAAAUUCUUAGGCAUGAGGAUAUUCAUCAGCAACAAGAUUAAGCCUCUGGGGGAAUGCAAGUGCAAACGAUCAAUUCAAAAGAAAGUUUCUUUGCCAUAGGUGUGUGUAUACGUGUGUGUUUGUUGGCGUACAAACGAUGACCAUCAUAUUAAAAUGGCAUAUGGGUGGGUAUUUUAUGAUAUGCUAUGCAA
Neogale vison (American mink) is the source of this 1746-nucleotide messenger RNA. RefSeq names its product glycine receptor alpha 3 (gene GLRA3). Gene Ontology annotation, molecular function: transmembrane signaling receptor activity; extracellularly glycine-gated chloride channel activity; transmitter-gated monoatomic ion channel activity. Lineage: Eukaryota; Metazoa; Chordata; Mammalia; Carnivora; Mustelidae. Bases 202 to 1596 code for a protein of 464 amino acids. Gene Ontology annotation, cellular component: neuron projection; synapse; plasma membrane. Gene Ontology annotation, biological process: chloride transmembrane transport; nervous system process; regulation of membrane potential. The transcript has 10 exons. The record is from RefSeq and is a predicted model, not a curated record.